This is a messenger RNA of Letharia columbiana, 408 nucleotides long. RefSeq lists its product as uncharacterized. Gene Ontology annotation, molecular function: protein binding. The record is from RefSeq and is a predicted model, not a curated record. The transcript has 2 exons. NCBI's taxonomy places the organism in Eukaryota, Fungi, Ascomycota, Lecanoromycetes, Lecanorales, Parmeliaceae. Bases 1 to 408 code for a protein of 135 amino acids.
AUGGUAUUUGAGCACCCCAGCGGCGUGUUACCUGACCGACUAGCACGUCUUACGUCCCUUGGAUAUGCUAUCUCCAAGGGGGACGUUCCCGAGAUCCAGAAGCUUUUGAAGGGCGAUCAUGGCUGGCUGCUCAACGAGGCCGAUUACUCCGGCAAUACGCCUUUGCAUAUUGCCGCUACAGGACCUAGUCUAGAAAUCCUUCGGAUCCUGCUGACAAAAGGCGCUUCAGUGCACCUGCGAAACAACACCGGCCGAACGCCUUUGUUUGCCUCAGCCAAUGCCGGACUCAUGGAACAUGUCUCCCUACUCAAACGGUCAGGGGCUCAUGUCCAUGCGGACGAGCUCAGCAUGGCUCGAUUGCUCGCUCAAAGUUCACCAGACGUAUGGAGCAUGGUUGGAGUGGCGUAG